AUGCGGCCAACAAUCGAGCAAGCCAUCUCCUUGCCACAAGCUGAUCUUGAAGCAUUGGGUAAAGCUGAUAAAGAGUGGACUUUUGUUCACGCCUGCGCAGCAAUCUCACGAGAUCCAAAGCUUCUCCGCGACGAACUCAUGACAGUCCUGAUUGCCGGACGAGACACUAUUUCUACGACGAUGACCUUUCUGUUCUACGAGCUGGCAAGAAAUCCGGGAGUGCUGGUUGAUCUACGCCGCGAGAUUGAAGAAACCGUAAGGAUCCAUGCUUCUGCUGGGAAGCCUACGUACAAGGACUUGAAGCAAAUGAGGUUCCUAUCCAACACACUCAAUGAAACCCUUCGCCUCUACCCUAAUGCUCCAUUCAAUAUUCGCACCGCUCUUAAGGACACGAGCUUGCCACGCGGCGGUGGAACAGAUGGAACUGGUCAGAUCGGUCUCAGAGAAGGAACACAAGUCAUUUACUCAACUCAUCUGCUUCCGCUUUUCGAGAGUGGAGCUGCGGAUGGAGAAGCCAACCUUCCAAUCUACUAA
Molecule: messenger RNA, 534 nt
Organism: Parastagonospora nodorum SN15
Lineage: Eukaryota; Fungi; Ascomycota; Dothideomycetes; Pleosporales; Phaeosphaeriaceae
Exons: 2
Coding region: 1-534 (177 amino acids)
Molecular function (GO): iron ion binding; monooxygenase activity; heme binding
Source: RefSeq, a predicted model, not a curated record